Molecule: messenger RNA, 414 nt
Organism: Monascus purpureus
Lineage: Eukaryota; Fungi; Ascomycota; Eurotiomycetes; Eurotiales; Aspergillaceae
Source: the annotation of a GenBank genome assembly
AUGCAUGACACGGUGAAUGGGAGGCCAGAAACGGCCGCUGGCUCACCGUGGCUGGUCUUGGCGUCACGUGUGUUAAAGCCCACGGCCGACCCUGUUUACUGCCACCCGUGCUUCGUGUUGGUCGUACCUGGUGCCUGGACCCAUGGAUCGACCGGUCUCCAUUCGUGCCGCAGCCGCCGCAGUGCCCUCCUCGCUCACCCUCCGUCACCCUCCUGGCGGAGGGGAGCCAUUUCUGGCUCCUCUGUUGACCGUUCUGCUUCCCCGGGGCUGACAGUCGAGAAAGAAACUGAACGCCGAAUUGCUGCAAUAAAUGCGGUGAUUGCUGUCUGUGAUGCGGAAGAAGGUGCUCCCUCGCGUCCUCCACCGCAAAAGCGCCCGGUCGAUGCUGUUGAUGUACCCGCUGCUGCCCCCUGA